UUCUUGCUGAGCGUUCUUCCGGCUUAACGUUACAUGUAGGAAAAAAGAAAAGACGAAUGGAAAAAAUUGGAAUGCACAAAAAGACCAUUGCCUAGUACUCCGCGAUACGGUCAUAAAUAGUUAAAAUGAGCUCCCAGCAAUUCCCCCGACACGGGCUGCCUGCUUCCAGCGGGGGAGCGCCUCAGAUUUCUGCAGCUGGAAACCUGGUAUCUGUCAGUCAGCCGUCAAAUGCACCAGGCAGUGGAGAUGCAGACAGCAGUCGGGAUGCUGACCAUGGUCAGCAGGAUCAUCCACCUGCCGGAGGAGGGGGGCCCUUGCCUUUCAGAGAUGAUAAACAGGAAACAAUGGUGGUCAGACCUUACCCACAAGUGCAGACACAUGGCCAGCCUCAGGCUACUCCCCAAACUGUGCCCAUCCAGCCUGGCACACCAGUGACUGUACCUGCCCCCUCUGUCCACCUCCCACAGGGCCAGCCUGCAGUCCUCACUGAGGGACAGAUGAAGGCUGUCCUGAAGUCACCUAUGCCAAGUCGUCUUAUUGCCCCGGCACCAGCUUCCAACCAGGGUCAUAUCCCCAUACCCCCCAAGGUGCCUGGUCACAUCACUGUCACCAUAGAUAGCAGUUCUACAACCCCAUCCAUUCCUGUGGCAACUAUCAGUGGUCAGCAGGGUCACUCCAGCAACUUACAUCACCUGAUGUCAGCCAACAUUCAGAUCAUUAGGGGCAGCGCCCCUGCACUGCAGAUCGGGACGCCUGCGGUCCCUCCCCAGACCUUUACAUCCCAUUUACCCCGAGGGGCUGCUGCAGCAGCAGUUAUGUCCAGCUCCAAAACUGUCCUGCGGCCAGCAACCGGAGCAAGCGCGGGCCCUGGCCAGCCCACAGUGCAGCACAUCAUCCACCAGACUAUUCAGUCCCGCCCUGCUGUCACAACGUCUACAGCCGUACUUCCAACUGUGGUGGCUCCCAUUUCAGCAACUAGAACACAGUCCCCAGUCAUCAGCCCAACAGUCACACACUCCGCAGAGGUAGCACAUGGGCGUCCAGGCUUGACCAUUCACCCCCCUCCAGCCACUGUUAGCAUCCAGAGGUCUCAGACAUCCCGUGACACCGCCACACGGAUCACACUGCCGUCUCACCCUGCAAUUGGGGCACAAAAACCUCAGCCUCCACACACCAUGACACAGAAGCCCAUCUUCAGUCCUGUGACACCAGUCGCUGCAGCAACUGUGGCACCAAUUGUUGCCACUAACACUGUGCCAUCAACCACCACAAUAGGCACUGUGCCGCAUACCCAAAUGACCAGUAACACUAUUGUCACCAUGACAAUGGCAUCACACUCCUCUCAUGCUACAGCAGUGACCACCUCUGCCAUCCCUGUUGCUAAAGUUGUCCCUCAGCCCAUCGCCCACUCUUCAUCCCGCGUGCAGCCCGACUACCCCGGGGAGAGAACCAACCUCAUCCCCAUCCCAGGCCAUCGGUCGUCUCCUAACCCUGUCACCAUGGAAGCAAGAAGCGACAACAGGCCUUCUGUGCCUGUGCAGUUCCAGUAUUUCCUGCCGGCGUACUCCUCGUCGUACCCUCUGACUCACACCUACACCCCCAUCAGCAGCUCUGUAUCUACCAUCCGCCAGUAUCCUGUUACUCCUCAAGCUCCGAGUUCAGCACUGCCCACCCAAGCUGGAGUAGGGGUGGCGACCACUGUCCAUCUAAACCACAUGCAGCUCAUGGCGGUGGAUCGGAUUGGUCUCCCAUCAGCACAAAUCAGCACCCAAGGGAUCCAGCCAGCACCAAUCGCUGCACAGGGCAUUCAGCCAGCACCAAUAGGAGUGCAGGGCCUGCACACGUCUGCACCAAUCACCACACAAGGAAUACAGCAGACGCCAAUAGUCACUCAGCAGCAGCAACAGCAACAAGUGCAGUCUGAAGCAAAACCUGGGGUUGUUUUGGCUGAUGGCUUUGUAGCUGGCACCAUCAGCAGCACAUUCGGCACCACCCAGCCAGUAGCUACCAUGGUGCAGGCACAUGCCCAGGGAGGAGUAGGAGGAACACCCACCCUGGUCUCCUCCCCUAGACCCAGCAUCCUCCGCAAGAAGCCUGCUAAUGAAGGUUGUGUUCGUAAGAAUCUAAUCCCCACCCAGCCCAGUGAACCCGGUGGUGGCAGACUUGAAAGCGGCGUUAGAGGAGCAGGAUCUCCCCGGCCUGCAGGAGUGAAACCCAAAGCUGAGGUGCACAUGGCAGUGGCCCCUCCUGUCAUGGCUACAGUAGAGGCGCUACCCUCUCAGGGAGGAGAGCAGCAGGCCGUGUCCUCAAACGCCCAGCACCUCGCUCAGGCCAUCCCCACCAUGCUCGCCACGCCGGGGCCCGUGCCGCCCUCCCAGCCCUCCACUGUCCUCUCCGCCCUGCCAGCAGCCAUGGCGGUAACUCCCCCCGUUCCUGCUUCAAUGGCCAACACUGUGGCCUCCCCCACUCAGCCUGCAGCCAGUAGCACUGCAGCCUGUGCCGCCAGCUCCGCCUGCCCAGAUUUGAAAAUAAAACAGGAGGUGGAGACCAUGGACACCUCCCAGCCAGACCCCAAUGCAAACUUGUCAUCGGCCCCAGCCCUCACCACCCAGGCCUCCACCCUGAACACUCCCGCCACAGGAGAUCUGAUCCCAGGGGCCUCCCCGAGGAAGAAGCCCCGCAAGCAGCAGCAUGUUAUUUCCACAGAGGAGAGCGAGAUGGUGGAGACCAACAGUACAGACGAAGAGAAGACCCCAGGCAGGCCCAUCACCGGCCGGGCUGAGAGGCGCGAGUCUCCACCAAGGGAAUAUGUUGAUGAGGAAGGGGUGCGUUAUGUACCCGUCAGGCCACGACCACCUGUUACCCUUCUACGGCACUACCGGAACCCCUGGAAAGCUGCCUACCACCACUUCCAGAGGUACAGCGACAUCCGGGUCAAAGAGGAGAAGAAGGGCAGCUUACAGGACAUGGCCAACCAGAGAGGAGUCGCAUGCAGAGCACAAGGCUGGAAAAUUCACCUGUGUGCUGCACAGCUCAGGCAGUUGUCGAGUUUGGAGCAUGAUGUGUACAGUCGCCUCUCCACCCUCCAAGAGGGCCUGAUUCCUAAGAAGAGAGCAGGAGCCGAUGAUGACCUUCACCGAAUCAGCGAGCUCAUACAGGGUAACAUGCAGCGCUGUAAGCUGGUGAUGGACCAGGUGACCGAGGCCAGAGACACCAUGAUGAAAGUGCUCGAACACAAAGAGAAAGUGCUGAAGCUGCUCAACAAGAACGGUGCCGUCAAGAAGUCCUCCAAACUGAAGCGUAAAGAACGGGCAUAAGCCGGGGCGGGGGACCUUCUCUGUCGACAACAGACCACCGUCCCCUCUCUGAAGGGGUGAAGGAGCUGCUCAGAAUAUGGUGCUAAGAUUUUCUGCAUACAGUCACAAGCAGCCUCCCAAUCUGCCUGACAGCGGACAGAGAGACGUGACGGGAGGGCUUCAAGAGGCAGAAAAGGCCAUCAGGAAUUGGUUCUCAUUCAAGACCCCACGCACACAUUGAGCGUGGAGUAUUGUAGGUUGCAUUAAAAUGGCCACCUGGACGGCCCCGUCACCGUUUCCCCCAUUUUUGUUCAUUUUUGAAGAGACCAUUUUUACUAACUUAAUUUCUGCCUGUUCUUUUAGACGCGUUUGAACUGGCACAUCUUUGAUAUUUGGCACUAAACGCAGGUGCAGUAAAUCCAUGUAAGUGUUUCCGUUAAGGUUAACUACCUGAAAGUUAUUGAAAUAAAUGAAAAUCAUUUAAAAGCAGUCCUUUAGUGAGCUGUGUGUAUACAGACUAAUCUCAAUCGUGCUCUUCUCAUUAAUCUGUGCCUUCAUUUUGUCGGUGUACGUGAAAUGAACAGGGACAUGUGAACGCUGUUUCACAUGCUGUCGAAAUAUUCUUAAAAUAUAAUUCAAACAAAAGUUUCACAGCUUCCCCCUUUUCUCCGGACAUCCUGCACCUGAAUUAUUUAGUAAAGAUCUGUUCAUGGAGUUUGGGUGACAGUUGUCAUCAGCCACAUUUAGGUGUAAUAUAAAAGAUGAUGGAGUACUCAUGUGGUUUGAGAUUUAAGAAACUGUAGCUUGAGAACCUAAAUGUGGCAAAUUGAAUUGAUUUAAUAAAAAAAUGCUCUUAAAGGAUUAAUAGUGUCCUUAGAUUGUUAUCUGGAAAUAAGAACAUACUGCAUAUGCAAAAUGCCAAGUUAACGACAUUUAAACUACUAUGAAUCAUUGACUUAAUCCAAAGUAAAUAGAUGUCAUGGUGAAAAAAACAAUUUGGUUUGAGACAGUAGAUUGCUUGAAGGACAGAGUGAGUACCCUGGUGUGAUUAUACUGGUGGACUGAAUUCAUGUAAAUCACUGUAAAUGUGCUUUUGGUUUUCCAUUGACCUGGUUCUUUUCAAGUUUUGUACUCGUUUUGUGCUGUGUGACGCGUGUCGCUUCAUUUUGCAGAGUGUAACAAUAACGACAUGAGAUGAAGUGAGCCUGAAACAUCCAGCUAUUGUACAUUGUUUUUGUCUGUGUAAUUAUAGUAAAGAUACUUAA
Messenger RNA from Chelmon rostratus (copperband butterflyfish), 4561 nucleotides. RefSeq names its product Sin3A-associated protein a (gene sap130a). The coding region runs from base 126 to 3317 and encodes 1063 amino acids. Gene Ontology annotation, biological process: negative regulation of transcription by RNA polymerase II. Lineage: Eukaryota; Metazoa; Chordata; Actinopteri; Chaetodontiformes; Chaetodontidae. The transcript is spliced from 21 exons. The record is from RefSeq and is a predicted model, not a curated record. Gene Ontology annotation, cellular component: Sin3-type complex.